Molecule: messenger RNA, 3901 nt
Organism: Labeo rohita (rohu)
Lineage: Eukaryota; Metazoa; Chordata; Actinopteri; Cypriniformes; Cyprinidae
Gene: spire1a
Product: spire-type actin nucleation factor 1a
Exons: 20
Coding region: 158-2494 (778 amino acids)
Biological process (GO): Golgi vesicle transport; actin filament network formation; establishment of meiotic spindle localization
Cellular component (GO): cell cortex; cytoplasmic vesicle membrane
Molecular function (GO): actin binding
Source: RefSeq, a predicted model, not a curated record
GCAGCAGCAGACUGAGCUCAGAAGUAGCGACACGGGCAGCAGAGGCGGACACGCGUGCCGUGCUUCUAGAUGACAGACCUAACGUAAACACACCUCUCCUGUCUCUUUAUCAUUGUAACACAGUCAUUCCUGCUCUCGGCAAGCCUGGAGAAGAAGAAUGACUGACGAAGGAAUGUUAAUCUCACCGUCGGAUCUCCAGGUUCCCGGAGAUGGAGCGAAACCUGAAGACCUCAGUAUGGAUUGUACGGACGGGGAAGAUGAAUUGUGUUUGGAAGAGAUUUUAACACUGUACAGUCAGCCCAUCAAUGAGGAGCAAGCCUGGGCCGUGUGUUAUCAGUGUUGCAGGUGGCUAACUCAAAAACAGAGACGGAAAGAGACAGGUGGGAGUCCACCUGAACGGAUUGCGGGUCCUGGAGAUGUGAGGAUCCGGAAGGACGGGACUGUGAAAUUAUAUCAGCAGAGCAGUCCAGAUAAACAUACCCCGCCCAGUUCAUCAAUAGAGAUCAUAGAGUCUCUGGGUAUAAUGAUCUACAAGGCUUUGGAUUACGGCCUGAAGGAGCAUGAGGAGAGAGAGCUCAGCCCUCCUCUGGAGCAGCUCAUCGACCUCAUGACCAACAUGGCAGACACUGAAACAGACUGUCCCGAUGAGGGAUAUGAGGCGACGGAAGAAGAGGAUGAGGGAGAGGAAGAACCCACAGAAGUCUCCAACAUCCGUGGCUAUCGUGAUAUAAUUUCUCUGUGCACAUCUCACCUACCCAGUCCAUCAGAUGCACCCAACCACUACCAGGCCGUAUGUCGAGCCCUGUACGCAGAGACCAAGGAACUACGCACCUUCCUGGAGAAGAUCAAGAGUGCCAAAGAGAAUUUACGGAAGAUGGAAGGAGAAACAGAGGAGCCUGUCAGAGACUUGAAUGAGCUGCAAAACGCAGACUGGGCACGGUUUUGGGUGCAGGUGAUGAGGGACCUGCGACACGGUGUGAAGCUGAAGAAGGUGCAGGAGCGUCAGUAUAACCUUCUACCCAUCGAGUUCCAGCUUACGCCUUACGAGAUGCUCAUGGACGACAUCCGCUCCAAACGUUACAAACUUCGCAAAGUCAUGGUCAAUGGUGACAUUCCUCCAAGGUUAAAGAAGAGCGCUCACGAGAUCAUACUGGAGUUCAUUCGCUCCAGACCUCCACUCAAUCCUGUUUCUGCUCGUAAGCUAAAGCCUCAUCCUCCAAGACCUCCCAGUCUUCAUGAACGUAUCCUGGAAGAGAUCCGAUCGGAGAGAAAGCUCAGGCCCGUCUCACCUGAUAUGAUCCGUAGGAGUCGACUUGUAAUUCGCCCACUUAGCAUGUCUGUCAGUUUUGACUCAUCAGGCGCAGGCAAAAGUAUGAGCACCCCACAGGACUUGUUCCGAAGCUCAGACAUCCCUGAUGGACCCCGAAAGCUGGCUGUCAGCACGCUAUCCCUGGCCAACGGCACGUCGCCAGCUCGGAGCCCUGUAAACGGCGUAGCCGGAGGUCAGCCGCUGUCCCAGAGAAAAAGAUUGCUCAAAGCACCUACGCUGGCCGAACUCGACAGCUCCGACUCUGAUGACGAACAAAACACUCGGAAGUCUGACAGCAGCUCGAGCGUAUCUGCCUCACUGGUUGAGGACACAUCUCCAGAGUCCGUCGUUGCCAAAAAAACUCCUCCACAGUUCCUGCCCAUAUCUUCCACCCCUCAACCUGACAAACGCAUCGCUCCACAGAGGAGGCACUCCAUAGAGAAAGAAGAUCCCACCAGCGUACGGCCUUUCCUGCCGCCGUCACGCCAGAACUCCAAAUCUUUGCUGUCUUCGGGGAAUAAGGCUCACGCACUAGGCAGCGGUCGUGCGGAGGAGUUCUGCUACCCCGUCGAGUGCCUGACUUUGACCGUAGAGGAGGUGAUGCAUAUCAGACAGGUUCUUGUCAAAGCAGAGCUGGAGAAGUUCCAGCAAUAUAAAGACGUCUAUAAUGCGCUAAAGAAAGGAAAGCUUUGCUUCUCAUGUCGGACGAAGAAGUUCUCGUUCUUCACCUGGGCCUACACCUGCCAGUUCUGUAAGAGGCCUGUUUGUUCACAGUGCUGUAAGAAGAUGAAGUUGCCCUCCAAGCCCCAUGCCAGCCUGCCCAUUUCCUCUCUUGGUCCCAGCAUCUUGCCUAAAAAGGAGUCUGCGUCAUCGUCUGCGACAGAGAAGCCCUCCUCCACAUCCAGCUUCAAGCGCCACAGCCUUCAGCGCAGAUCAUUAAAGCACGGCGAGCACUCAUCCUCCAAAGAUGAGCUGGAGCUGCCAGAGCAGUUCACAGAGGACUGGAGCACCAUGGAGGUCUGCGUGGACUGCAAGAAGUUCAUCCAUGACAUCAUCAGCAACAGCAGGCGCAACCUGAGCACCAAACGCGCCCGUCUGGCGCACCGCAGAACCCACUCCGUCUACAUGUCCAACACCAGUUCUUCCAACUACAAGCCGUCUGAACGAACUAUCAAAGAGGUUUAGGAUCCAAAGUGCUUGGAACUGUCACGGCGUGGUCCUUCCCAUUAAACCCGUUCUCACUGUCGCGAACGUGCCAGACGGAAAAAAAGCUUGUGUUACAUAUUAAAAAUACGGCCUCUUUUGUUAGCUUUGUAACGUACCUUCAAUACCUCUUCUUUCCCAUUUAAAAAGUGCCAGAGGUGAAGGAAUAAAACCGUCCCUCUUCCAGCAUGAGUCCUUAAGCACCAGCCUUCUCAGGAAAAGGUUUCUUCUGUGAUUAAAGCUUUGGAAUGUAGUUAACACACUUUAAAUUUAUUUUGACCAGCUUUUCUCUAAUGAAUCCGAGAUGACGCUGAAUGAAAUUAAUGAGAUGACAGUGUGAAAAAAGAAAUUGCGAGGCUGCUUUGAUCACUGAAAGGCACAAAGCCUGAAUGUAUAUUUUUCAAUGGAGCUCAAUUGUAUGUAAAUAGUUGCUGAAUGAUCAGCCUAAAUGUAAAUAGGCAUCCAAACUGACUUGUUUUUCCCUUUUAGGACUAGUCGAUUGCUGAAAGACCAAGAGACUGUAGAUUUAUUCAGCCUCCACAUCAAUUCAAGAUCAAGUCUUACCAAAUGUUUUUCUUAUUGUUUGUUAAAAUUGCUGCUGUGAUUGUGACACGGUCCAAACGAAUGGCGUUUUAGAUAAUUACAAAGAGUACUUCUAUUUUUUCCUGUCUGAUGGCAGUGUUUUUGAGAUUUUAGUCAAAGAUGAGCGUCAAGAAGUGGUGUCUCUUAAAGGAGUGAUCGGCUGUGCCAAACAAAUCUCCACUAUCUGAGCAAUAUGUGUCUUGGACCUGAUGUACAUAGUCAAAUCGCAUUUACCGGAGAUGGUGACGGCCCGAAGGGGGAAGCCGGUUCUCUCUUUUAUAUAGGAAGUGACUUUUGUAGGAUGUGUUCAUGUACAUGCUGUAUAUCCGAAUCUCAUCUGAUCUACUUAAAAUAGGCUCUAUUGUUAUAAAGCUAUGAUUUAUAUUAUUAAUGAUUAUUUUAUUUUUCAGUGUCAAAUGUUGCUUUCAUGUUCACUCAACAACUAAUGUUAUUUUUCAGCUGCAUAUUUAAUUUGACGUCUUAAAACUUUGUAAAUUAAGUUUAUUAAAUAUAUUAUUAUUACCCAUUUUGUGCAAUGAAACACCCUAGGAGACUUUAAAUAUGAAGGUACCGAAGUCAUGUCAGGGUUUUUGGAAGGAAUGUUUCUGUUUGUCCUUUAUUUAAAAAAUACACUUAUAAAUACACAUGCACUGCAGUGGUAUACAGGCCUGUUGACUUGUUCUUUUGUUUUGUGCAAAACUGACUAUACUGCCUUCCUCUAAAGAAUGAUUGGUGUGCAUGAUAAAAUCUGAUUUUUUUUUUUUAAAUAAGAAAUGGAUUGCCAAUAAAUAAAGCAUUGAAUUUGAA